UUUGGAAGAAGCAAUCUUUCUUUUAAGAUUCGUCAGCUUCCUUCCCGCUUGACCGUUUCCUGCGCUGCUAAACCUGAGACAGUGGACAAGGUGUGUGCAAUUGUCAAGAAGCAACUCUCUCUUGAUGAUACCAAGAAAGUUGAGGGUGCCACCAAAUUUGUUGAUCUCGGUGCUGAUUCUCUCGACACGGUAAUUCUUUGUCUUUCCUCCAUCCGCUUUAACAACAACCAUUGGUUCCAACUCCUGAUGCAUUAUAUAACCAAUGCCCCUUUGUCAUCUUUGUCGCUUGCAUAUGCUGUGUUCAUUGUAAAAGCAAAACUUUGAAAUAUAUAUAUAUA
This is a messenger RNA of Camelina sativa (false flax), 338 nucleotides long. The record is from RefSeq and is a predicted model, not a curated record. NCBI's taxonomy places the organism in Eukaryota, Viridiplantae, Streptophyta, Magnoliopsida, Brassicales, Brassicaceae.